Molecule: messenger RNA, 1040 nt
Organism: Eutrema salsugineum
Lineage: Eukaryota; Viridiplantae; Streptophyta; Magnoliopsida; Brassicales; Brassicaceae
Product: protein BCCIP homolog
Exons: 7
Coding region: 145-732 (195 amino acids)
Cellular component (GO): nucleus
Source: RefSeq, a predicted model, not a curated record
GUGUUUCAUCUCGCUCAACCUUCGGAAGUCUUCCGACUGAAAGAAUUUCAAUACCUUCCCAGUUUUUUUUUCAGGUUUUCUACUAAAACCAUCUUUUUGAGCUUUUUGAUUUCUACUCAUCUUUUUCAGCUUCUGAGUUUGAAGAUGCCUCGUAGGCCAUCAGGGAGACGAUUUUCAAAGCAUCAACCUUUAGCGUUUUCACCUUUUAUGCGUUCACUAGCCUUUUCUUCAACGGCUAGGCGUAGAUUGCUUCAUCCUAAAGAUUCUCAAUGUUCUGAAGAGAUGUCUUAUGAUGAAAAGAUCGCUAAUUUAUCCAAAUAUGGGAAAGAAGAACAAUUGUUGGAGUCCUCUGAUGAAGAAGACUCUCAGGGAGACGUCCAAGCAGAUUUUGAGUUCUUUGACCCUAAAGCUACAGACUUUCAUGGAGUCAAGAUCCUCCUACAAAAUUAUCUCGAUGACAAGGAGUGGGAUUUGAGUGGUUUUGUUGAUUUGAUAUUGUAUCAAUCAACGGUAGGAACUGUGGUCAAAGUAGCAGAUGAUGAGGAUGACGCAUUAUUUUCUGUUUUCACUGCUCUUAACUUGGCAAGAUACAAGGGAAAUAUUCUGUAUCGUCUUCCAUCCCUGCAACGCACAGCUUCUGUGUCUAGUAGAAAAAAGGAACAAGUAGGAAAAUGGUUCAGACUGGGUUGCAGAUAUGGAGAAGUUCUUCAAGGAGAGAAAAUGGCAAUUUAGUAAAACUAGUUCAUCUGAGAGAGCAAUGGUCGUUGGGCUAGGUGCGGUUAAUCUCUUUGGUGUUAUUGUUCUGAACGCCAUGCUAAAGGAGAUGGCUGUCACGCCAAGUGGAUUUCUUACAUUUGUUAAGAACAUAUAUCCACUACUUCAGGUAUGGAUUUAGUUUCUGUUCAUAUGGCAAACUCCUUUGCCUGCUUCUGGUUUUUCUUAUUUGCUUUAAGCAUGAUCUCAAGGUUCUUUCUUGACAGAAACAACCUUCUUGUGGAUUUUUUUCUUUAUAAUUCAAAUGAGCAGUCUUUGUUUGCAAC